Molecule: messenger RNA, 1704 nt
Organism: Pseudomassariella vexata
Lineage: Eukaryota; Fungi; Ascomycota; Sordariomycetes; Amphisphaeriales; Pseudomassariaceae
Exons: 2
Coding region: 1-1704 (567 amino acids)
Source: RefSeq, a predicted model, not a curated record
AUGGGAACUCCAGCUCUCGAGAUAGUACGCUACAACAAGCGCUACUACAUUCGUCAUCAUCAGUUAGACGGCUACUUCGAGGGUCUCGGCGCCCAAAUUGUAGCGAGCAUUCCCCCCGACCCCGAGGGGUACCUGAAGUGGCUCAAGUCGAUGCGAGAAAGGUAUGCCGCCAGGGAACGCGCACUUGAACAGCAUGUCUAUGAGAUCCACGACCUGUCCGAGCCAGACUAUUCGCAGUUUCGCGAGUUCAUAGCGCUGCCAUCCGAGCUACCGCAGCUACAUGACAGCAGCCUCCAAUACUCGUACAUCAUCAACAUUGACGACGAGGUUCUCACAAUGGACAACGGCAUACACUGGGUGCUAGGGAACAUCCCGCGCCAGGACGAUCUAUGGCUUCGGGCAAUCGUCGAGAGUAUCUACCUGCGCAAGCCCACCAUCUCCCUCGACAUCUGCCCAGAAAAGCAUAUGGCAUCACUGGCUUUGGAGCUUCCCAAGCCGAACAAGGUGAUCGACUAUGCCUUCCGCAUCGUAACUCCACGGACGAACAUCCGAGAGGCGCACAACGUGUUCCUUAUAUUCGUUCUGGCCACGGUGCUUAUUGAUUGCAAGAAUGACAUUAUUGGAUUUGGGAGGGAGUGGAGCCCGGACUCGUUUCCCUUUCGCGAGCUGGCCUUUGCCCUCGUUUCGAUUGCCUCUGGCCAGGCCAAAUUUCAUUCCUUUCCUGCUCAGCAGUGUAACCCUCGACAUGACUGCUUGUGGAAUUGCAACUCGCAACACCUCCCAAAGUCGCCUGGAUGGCUUGACGAAGAGUGGGUUGGCAACAGCGCUCCGUUGCUGGAAUUUGGCUCCAUGUCUCAUCGACCGGGGGAGCCCCCAGGGGCGUCACCUAUCGAGACGAUGUACUGGCUCGAUGACGUGCUUGUCAGCCUUACGCUAGUGGUUGAUGGCGAGGCCAUCUCGAAGGCCGUUAGCUGGGGCAUCGAACAGGGACGCACUAACUUUCAGAUAGUAGUCUUGUCACUUUUCAAAGUAUCCUUUUCGGAAGUGUCUUUGGACGAUGACGAGAAGCCAUUCGUUAGAGUCAGCUCAGCUGUCGCUCUCUCGCCUCUGCGCGCAGGAUAUUGUGUGAGCACACAUCCGCGCGAGCGACCAGAGCUAAAGGACGGGAUGAAGAUCCAGCGUCAGCGCGGUCAGUACAUCAUGCAGUCGAACUGGAAGGGCACCGCGCGAAGACUACGAAAUAUGUUCCCCGGACUCGCAGCGCUCGUCAACUUCUUCGAGGUCGCUGCGAGCCGCCGCGCAGCAUCCAAGUCGGAAGGCAUUCUGCCGCAGGAACUGUACCGCAUGAUUCUAGACUUUGUCGAUUACGAUACAUGGAAGACCUGCUUAGUCGUGUCGCGAGUGCUUCGUUUCUGGUGCCUCGAUAAGUACAGGCUUGACGAUCGAAUGAGGAUUGUGGGAGGCCCCUUUGUGAGGCUACAGAAGAAUCAAAAGGAACGUCUGCUGUCAUUCGAAUUUGAAAACAUGCAAACGGGCAAGAUCCUUCCGAUGAUGCAGGACCCGUGGUGCGUUAAGACUGCCGAGUGUAAUUGGAUGCCGGUCAUCGGCAGCAACCGGAAGGCGCUUAUGUUAAACGUGGUCGUCCAGUUUGAGCCAGCGGGGGACGUUCCAGUGGAGGAUGACAGCGAUGAUGAACGCACAUGA